Molecule: messenger RNA, 1126 nt
Organism: Emiliania huxleyi CCMP1516
Lineage: Eukaryota; Haptophyta; Isochrysidales; Noelaerhabdaceae
Exons: 1
Coding region: 686-1069 (127 amino acids)
Source: RefSeq, a predicted model, not a curated record
CCAGCAGCCGGCCCGCUCGGCGGCCGCUUCCCAGCGCCGCCGGCCAGCCUCACACUGACCUUUGGCACCUUCGCGCGAUGACCACGCUGUUCAGCACGGACAUCGGGAGCACCGCGGGGGCGUUGGAGAUAUUCGGGAGGGAGAAAGGACUGUUGAUUGUGCGGCCAGGCCGCUCAUGCCUUCUCCCAUGGUUCGAGGUGGACUCCGCGCACCGCCCACUUUGCACGGCCCGCAACAGCCCUGCAGUGCCGCACUGAUGAAUUCUGUGCUGGUUCCGCUCGAGCACAUAGCUUUCAAGCAGCGCUGUCCACUCGAGCAGACCGACAACCCGCGUUGCCGCCCGCGUUUUGUCCUCAGGUGCCAGAGGGCUGCUAUGCGCUCGUCUCGAGCUUUGGCCGCAUCAUGAACCACUCCUCGGGCGAAAUCGUGUGGCCUCCGGGCCGCCACUGCGGGAUGCCGUGGAUGAAAUGCGACAGCCUGGUGAGCAAGGAGCACGUCGUCUUCAACAUGCCCGUGAAGGGCUGCAAGACACAGGAUAACGUGACCGUACAGAUCAACCUCGCCGUCGUAUUCCGGUGUGUGUCCAUGCUCGCCCGCCCCGCUCUGACUCGAAAGACCGACUGCCGCUGACACCCGUUGGCUCGGGGGCGCACACACUCCGGUGUCUGUGCAUCCUCUUACCCGCAUGCCCGUGGCCGCAGCGUUAUGGGCGACACCGACAAGGGAGAGGACUCAAACCACGUCUACGGUGAUUUUCCCGCCUAAGCCUCGCUGUACACCUACUUCCCACCUGUCCACCACCAUCUUCCCACCUUUCGUGUCCAGACUUUGUGUACAAGAUCACUGCGCGCGGGCUGCAACAGCAACUGACGGACGCCUGCGAGGAGGCGACCCGCUCCAUCGCGCGAUCUCUGCUUCACACCGAGGUGUGUGGCCGCCGCGCUCCAGCCACUCCCCCCCCCCCCUCCCUCCCCCCUCUCGCUCUUUUCCUCCCCCCCCCCCUCUACCGGGCAUCGCUGGCGCUCCUGCCCGUGAUUGCCAUCGCACAUCAGUCUGCUGUCUGGAGUGAUCUGUCGGCGGUCAGUACGACCGAUCAGGUUGGAAGUUUCUUAUGGUUAGAGGGUCU